GAUAAAAACCGUGACUUUCUCUCCAUUGUGGCGCUGGAGAAACUCAACCGUGUCUGGCAUCUAUUUUCCCCCUACACACGUGGGCCGGGCACCGGUGCCCUGCUCUGUUGCUCGCUGCUGGACGUCGCUGUAACACGCACGUGGCAGAGCUUCUAGGCGGCAAUGCAGUGGUGAACACCGACUGCCACACAGAGCCACAGAGCCAGAAUACAAUUACACGGCAAGAUUUGAGGAGUGUACCUCAAUCUCAGGACACCACCGCUCGCUUCAUUAAGUGAACACAGGAAUCUCAAAUCGUCAAGGCGUUGAUGCUUAGUGAAACAUAAUCACUGUAUAGUCAAUUUCAUCUGCCAUAAUGACUGUAGUGAGUGUGGUACGCUACGGGGUGAUCCUGUGGACAGUUCUGGAAGUGGCCGGGACGAGCCAGAGCAGCAAGGAAAAGACAUUCGUGGCAGGGACCCGUGAGCCAUCACCGAGUGUUGAGGACGACACCAACAACUUGUACCUUCCUUCCAGCCAGCAGAGCACAGGUAGUUUGCCGGCGUGGGCAGUGUCGGCGGGGGUGGCAGUCGCUCUUCCCAGCACCCACUCCCUCACUGGCUUACCCUGGUGGACGUCCCUUCCUGCCACUCCUGCCAUACGUCUGGACGAGGAGCGCCGCGUGCAGGACUCCAGUCUUUCAGUGCGCCAUUAUCUUGCUUCACGAAACUCACCUCCCAGCGUCUCCCUCACCAGCAUACCGCACGUCCUGCCGCUGCCCCUCAGCCCUCACCACAAGCCAUCCUCGCCAGGCCUUGCCAAAGGCUCCAGCUUGCUACAGUCUUUACACUCUUCCAACUCUCCCCGCCCUUCAUUUGGAAACGAAAACAAAGACAAAAAGAAAAGCUACAAUAACGAAGAAAACUUACUGCAAAAUGUACAGAUGAAGAACGAAAUUGUCCCUUCAGAAAGACGAAGGCGAGCCAGUGUCGGAACAUACGACAUUCCAGUGAGUGUCGUCAGUUACAGUCCCACCAGCCACUUCUUCAUGCAUGAAUUACUCGACCCUCAGCUCGGCCGAAAGUCAAUCCUUGAAUCACCUCGAUACUUCACAAGAAAUCGACAAAUUCCAUCUUCGUCCUCUGCGCCCAUAGUUUUUCCAGGACCAACCGUAGUCGCCAGUACAACCACGCCCCCUCCUCAUAUCGUCUACCCCACUGAAUCUACCUUCCCGUCAACAGUGUCUCACAAUGUCACCCUACCUUCCAAGACCACCGAUCAAGGACUGCAGGAUCAAGGGCUAUCCUCUACAGCGGCGACCCCGCCCGAUCCCGGCGUGACGGACAACCGAGUGAUCAUCGUGGUACCGUGCAGAGGGCUGUGCAAGAUAUCGGCAGGCAGAGUGUGUGUUACGGACCAAAAUUGUCUCACGCGACAGCACGGGAAGUAAACGUCAGGAAAGGAACAAAGGUAGUUUGACGGCGUGGGCAGUGUCGGCGGGGGCGGCAAUCGCCCUUCCCAGCACCCACUCCCUCACUGGCUUACCCUGGUGGACGUCGCUUCCUGCCACUCCUGUCAUACGUCUGGACGAGGAGCGCCGCGUCCCGGACUCCAGUCUUUCAGUGCGCCAUUAUCUUGCUUCACGAAACUCGCCUCCCAGCGUCUCCCUCACCAGCAUACCGCACGUCCUGCCGCUGCCCCUCAGCCCUCACCACAAGCCAUCCUCGCCAGGCCUUGCCAAAGGCUCCAGCUUGCUACAGUCUUUACACUCUUCCCACUCUCCCCGCCCUUCAUUUGGAAACGAAAACAAAGACGAAAAGAAAAGCUACAAUAACGAAGAAAACCUACUGCAAAAUGUACAGAUGAAGAACGAAAUUAUCCCUUCAGAAAGACGAAGGCGAUCCAGUGUCGGAACAUACGACACUCCAUUGAGUGUCGUCAGCUACAGUCCCACCAGCCACUUCUUCAUGCAUGAAUUACUCAACCCUCAACCAGCACCUGGCCAAAAAUCAGUCCCUGAAUCACUUGAGGAAUUUGCAACAAAUUACCAUCUUCCAUCUUCGUCCUCUGCGUCCAUAGUUUUUCCAGGACCCACUGCAGUUAACAAAAUCACUACUACCCCCAAUCCCUAUCACCACAAUAACUGGACACGAACCCGGCAUAAUCCCCGACGUGCCAUGCCGGCCCUGUUAUGUCAGUGUAGGCAGAGAUUGUGUUCCGAUCUCUAAUUGUGAUGGUAGGUUUCCAUAAGAACAUAACAUUGAAAAUCAGGGAAGCUGCAAGAAGCCUACAGGCCUAUUCGUGGCACUCCCUGUAACCUAUUUCUUCCUAUGCUAACCUAUUUCUACAUAUCCUCACCCACAAAUUUGUCUGGUAUUCUUUUAAAGUGAACAUGAAAGGGGAACAAGAAAGAAUUCCGGUGAACUGCAGUUGAGAGAAGGAUUGGAUUCAUCAUUGAAUACCAAAGUGUACUUUUACUGUGAAAGACGGAUUAAAUAAGAUUUUAUUUCUGUAACAGAUAGUAACAUGGAGUGAGACCUCUGUUACAGCUGUUCUGAAUGUAACACUAAUAUUUCAGGGUGGUUUCUCCAUCACACAGGCCAGAGAAGAAAGUAGUAUUUUCCAAAAUGGAAUAAAAAAAAAAAAAAAGAAAGCGUGGGAAUUGAUAACACACAUUAGUCGCAAUGCCCCAAAAAGUUAACGGCUACUUCUCUGCAAGCAAAAUUCUUCUUUCCACCGAGCCUGUUGUCUUGCUGCCUCCUGUAUACACCCUUGCUGCUCUGAACAUUACAUUCACCUGCUUCUUCCACUUCAAUUUUCUACAAAGGUACAAUGCAAAGAAUGAAUUAGGUGUUCUUACGUGCACUUUGAGGAAAGGAAUGAUGUGUUGAGGGCGUGUCAAGUCUCGAGGUUGAAGUGUCUAUGAAGCCCGGAUGAAAACGAUUAUUGAAAUUUAUUUAUGUACCUUAAUGUUUCCCUCCCUCUCUUUCAUAUCUUUCUCUUUUUAUUCUCUCUCUCUCUCUCUCUCUCUCUCUCUCUCUCUCUCUCUCUCUCUCUCUCUCUCUCUCUCUCUCUCUGGGAUCUUGUUGAUAAUAUGCAAGCCCCCCCCUCCCACACACACACACACACACACACACACACACACACACACACACACACACACACACACACACACACACACACACACACACACAUCAAUAAGAAAAACAGCUCAUUCGCGGUGUUUUCUUAUCGCCGUCAUUACUGCCAUUAUUAUUAUUAUUAUUAUUAUUAUUAUUAUUAUUAUUAUUAUUAUUACUAUUGUUGUUGUUUGUUGCCUCUUGGAACUGUCUUUAUGAGGAGAAUUUUAAAAUGUCGAUGUUUGUUUCUUAAAUGUUCCUGCAUUCGUUUCUAUAAUCAUAUUUACAAGUGAAGAUGUAAGAACUGAAACGUGUUGUAACAGGCUGAUAUAUUAUGAAGUACAGGGUGAUGGAUUUUUAUGUGUUCUUGGUAGCGCACGUCACGGUGAGCCUUGGGGGUUGCUGUGUGGCGGCCUUGAGGAGGCGAGUUGUGUGUGAGCUGACUUGCGGUGAUAACUUGCCCCCACUCACUGGUUUUCUCUGCUUUCUCUGUUCCUCGAAAGAUGUCCAGCUAUACAAAAGCUUAUAUAGUAAGCAAACAAAGAGUUAUUUCCUGUUCACACGCCUCUUUCACUCUUUCACUCCUUUCCCUCCACUACACACACACACACACACACACACACACACACACACACACACACACACACACACACACACACACACACACACACACACACACACACACAGAC
Scylla paramamosain (green mud crab) is the source of this 3787-nucleotide messenger RNA. RefSeq lists its product as uncharacterized. Lineage: Eukaryota; Metazoa; Arthropoda; Malacostraca; Decapoda; Portunidae. The record is from RefSeq and is a predicted model, not a curated record. Bases 356 to 1429 code for a protein of 357 amino acids. The transcript is spliced from 3 exons.